Messenger RNA from Stegastes partitus (bicolor damselfish), 1863 nucleotides. Its product is annotated as major facilitator superfamily domain-containing protein 10. The record is from RefSeq and is a predicted model, not a curated record. Lineage: Eukaryota; Metazoa; Chordata; Actinopteri; Pomacentridae. The transcript has 13 exons. Gene Ontology annotation, cellular component: brush border membrane. Gene Ontology annotation, molecular function: transmembrane transporter activity. Bases 104 to 1465 code for a protein of 453 amino acids. Gene Ontology annotation, biological process: transmembrane transport.
GCGGACCGAUGCGGCGCAGGAGGCAGAGCGGAUCCAGACCUCGGUGAGAUCUCAACCGUCUGCGGAAACAGCAACCGAAGGAGCGCCACGUACACUUGGAGGAAUGUCAGCCGUAAACAAAGCUUCAGAGGACGGAGGCUCCUUCUCAUCGAAGGUCAUCGGCGUCGUGUUCGUCAUCCUGCUGCUGGACCUGCUCGGCUUUACUCUGAUUCUGCCCCUGCUGCCGUCCAUCUUGGAUCAUUAUGCACAAACAGAGGACGGCGUGUAUCAGUCCCUGCAGAGCGUGGUGGACUGGUUCAGGGAGGCUGUCGGGAUUCCCAUGGAGAAGAAGUACAACAGCGUCCUGUUUGGAGGUCUGAUUGGGUCGCUGUUCUCUCUGCUGCAGUUCCUGUUGUCGCCUGUGACCGGGGUUCUGUCGGACCGACACGGCAGACGGCCGCUGCUCAUCCUGACCACGUUAGGGCUGAUGUCCUCCUACGCCGUCUGGGCCGUUUCCCGGAGCUUCAGCAUGUUCCUCCUGUUUCGGGUCAUCGGGGGCAUUUGUAAGGGCAACGUCAGCCUCUGCACCGCCAUCAUAGCCGACCUGCCGUGCCCGAAAGCACGCAACCGAGGAAUGGCUAUGAUCGGCAUCGCCUUCUCCGUGGGCUUCACCGUGGGACCUCUGAUGGGAGCGUACUUCGCCAUGAGCUCCAGAACCACAGGAAGCGUCUUCUACCAGACUCCGGCUCUGCUCGCGUUGGCCUUCAGCGCCGCCGACCUGCUCUUCAUUUGGCUCAUGCUGCCGGAGACGCUACCGAAGGACGUCAAGGCUUCAUCGUCGGGCUGCGGCGGCUCCAGCGACCUCCUCAGCCCCUUGUCUUUGUUCCACUUCGCUGCUGUCACCAGGACAAAAGAGCCGCCCUCCAGAGACAGAAUGCAGACGCUCCGAGUGCUGGGCCUGGUUUAUUUCUGCUACCUCUUCCUGUUCUCCGGUCUGGAGUUCACGCUGAGCUUUCUGACCCACCAGCGCUUCCAGUUUACGAGCAUGCAGCAAGGAAAGAUGUUCUUCUUCAUCGGUGUCAUCAUGGCUCUAAUCCAGGGCGGCUACGCUCGCAGAAUCAAACCUGGGAACCACAUUAGGGCUGUGAGAAUGGCGAUCGUAACACUGAUCCCAGCGUUCAUCCUCAUCGGGUCGUCGUGGAACAUCACGAUGCUGUACGUCGGCUUGGCCUUGUACUCCUUCGCGGCUGCGAUCGUCGUCCCCUGCCUGUCCACGCUGGUUUCUGACCACGGUUCGGCGCAUCAGAAAGGCACCGUGAUGGGGAUCCUGCGUAGCCUGGGCGCCCUGGCCAGAGCACUGGGACCAGUCGUGUCCUCCUCUGUUUACUGGAUCGCAGGAGCACAGACCUGCUUCCUCAUCACAUCGGCCGGCUUCGUGGUACCGCUGGUUCUCCUGAGCAUCGCCGGGAGGCUGAAGGAGGAAUGAGCCGCACAAAGACUUUUAAAAAGACAGAAUAAAUGAAUGUUGUGAUGUUUACAUCUUCUGGGAAAGCGAGCGCGGAGUUCCUGCUCUGUGACUGCCGGGACGACGUGACUCACCUGUCGGGGCCAAAGAUCAACACCUGGAGCUAAAUGAGAAGCAGGUGCACAUGCCAACCAGAGGCGCUGGGAGAGGCGACGCCAUGCUGCUUAUGUGCACCUGUAGACCUGUACGUGUUCAACGGGUCAGGGGGGAUUUUAAAUGCUUCUGUGCUUAGAAAUCAUUUUAUAACGCCAUAUUUUAUCAACCGCUCUGAUUUUGUAGCGUUUUAUUUUUGCUCUCCUGAUAAAUGUUGAUAUUCUAUUUUCUAUUAAUUAAUAAUAAAAAAAAAAUGAACAAACACG